Stylophora pistillata is the source of this 4381-nucleotide messenger RNA. RefSeq lists its product as uncharacterized. The record is from RefSeq and is a predicted model, not a curated record. NCBI's taxonomy places the organism in Eukaryota, Metazoa, Cnidaria, Anthozoa, Scleractinia, Pocilloporidae. Gene Ontology annotation, molecular function: protein binding.
AUGGAAAAACUAAAUAUGAAAGCAUUUGAGGGACACAACGGGAUCAAAACGUAUAUUUCACCUCAACACGCAACUGAGGGUGUUUCAACAGACCAAAAAGCUCUCUUCGUCGCCCUGACUGAAGCUGGUUUUGCCGACGGGAAUACGACUUACAGAGCACCCUGCCCGACAGGAACAAUUGUUCCUCAUCUUGAAAACUUUCACUAUGACACAGCUUUGAUGGCAGAGUGCAUUCCUUGCCCUCCAGGUGGUUUUUAUUCCGAUAGUGUGGCAACCGUCGGGGAAGAAUGCCUGCGGUGUAAUCUGGGAACGUAUGUCCCUCCAGAAAAUGCGCCGGGGAAGAAAGUCUUGGACUGCGAAGUGUGUCCCACAGGUACUAGGACAAAUCUUCACUCCGGCCACAGAGCCUGUAAAUGUAUCGAGCGAUUCCACCGCAGUGAUAGAUUCGGUCCUUGUGAGAGCUGUCCUUCCAAAGGCAUGGAUUGUGUGAAUGAAUCAGUUUCACUAAAGCAAGGAUAUUACUGGCAGUGGGAUUCUCAAAUAAACAGGCGUGCCUAUGAAGCUUUUGCCGAAAAUCUGAAAAUCGAAAACAACACUUACCUCAGAAAUUCCACCUCUUAUAACGGAACUCUUCCGAUUCCGUACCAGUGCCCCCAGGUUGUAGCAUGCCAGGGAGGACUGGAGUCGAAAUGUGCUAAAGGGUAUACAGGUCCGUUGUGUGAGGUGUGCGAGGAUGGAUUUUAUAAACGGGUCCUCUCAUGUAAGCCCUGUCCGUCCCGUACUUGGGUCAUCGUGCAGCUGUGCCUUUUAGGAGGGGGUAUUGUUUUGCUCAUAGGUAUUCUGAUCUGGAGUGGUAAAAGAAAAAAAUCAAAGGAAAAGCGCCCUUUGAUCGACAUCUUGUUAGCCAGAUUAAAGAUUGUGAUUGGCUUCUAUCAGGUCACAUCCGGGAUAGUUGAGGCCUUUGUCUAUGUCAAGUGGCCAUCGUCCUUGUCUAUGAUUGGUGAUUAUGCGGAAGUCAUCCAGCUGAACAUCCUGCAGUUUGUUCCGCUCCAUUGCCUGUUUCCAUCUUGGAAGCAAAAUGCUUUUAGCAAAAUGUACGUAAUUUUCGGCAGUAAUUUUUGCGUAAUAUUUUUAGCAUUUGGGGGCUACUGGGUCAAGAAAAUUUUUCUUGCAAGAAAACCAAGAUCAGAUUCUUUAGACGUGAAGGAUUCCCUAUCCACAACGAAAGAUUUCCUGUAUCGUAACGUGUUUCUAUAUCUAUUCAUAACUUAUCCAAGCACGAGUUCGGCGAUUUUGAGGACACUUCCAGUCGCUUGCCACAAGCUCUGCACUGAAACGUCCUGCACGUUCUACCUUAAAGCGGACUACAGCAUCAAGUGCGAGGGUACAAAGUACGAGUUUUUCACACUGUUUGCCUUCGUUGCUUCGUCUUACAUUAUUCUCCUUCCAGUACUCAUCUUUGUGGCUUUGUGGAGACGUAGGAGAAAGCAAAUUCUAGCAGUUGAGAAUGGUGAAGAGGGGUCAGUUGACGAAUCAGAGCUAAUCUCAGGGAUGAGCUUCCUUUACGAGAACUACAACGAUGACGCGUGGUACUGGGAACUUGUAGAGGUGCUACGGAAGCUCGUGUUGACUUGUGGGAUUAUUCUGAUUGGUCGUGAGAGCAGAGCUUACGUUGGUCUGGCCUCGAUCUGUUCCGGACUGUUCGCUAUUGUGUAUGCCUUUCGUAAGCCAAUCAGAGACGAAUUUGAAGACAAAUUGCAGCUAACAUCUCUCCUUGUGAUAUUUCUCAACCUCGGUAUUGGAGUGAUUUUGAAGAUCCCAAAAGAAUCUGUCCCUUCUGAUGUAGAUCAACAUGUCGAUUCGUUGCUAGUGAACAUUCUCGUUGUUGGAGCAAACAUUUUGGUUAUUUUGCUCGUUGUGGGACGCUAUCUUGCUGUAUUGAUACACAACUUUAUGAUGUGGCGCAGAAAUCCGCAGUGUUCCGCUGCGUGCUGCAUCACCAUGCUUCUAUCCUUGAAUGACUUGGGUAGCGGAGUGAAUUCAGUAGCAGCAGGAGGGAAAUCUUCUGGGCUCAAGCUACAACUAGGCGUAGGAGGUGUGGAUAUGCCAUCAAUGCGAGCAGCUGUGAGCGACAAUGUAGAAUUUGAAAUAGAAGAAGUUGACGAGGAAGCGGAGACUGAAAAUAAAGGCAAGAUGAUUAAAGCUGUCCGAAGGUUUAUGUCAAAAGACAAAGGAGGCAGCACCGGGAAUGAGACAAAACACACAACGAGAGCAGUCUCAGAUGGGCGUCGUUUUAAUCGUUUUCCGUCGAUUAAGUCAACAGUUUUGCCGCCUUAGUAACCGAUUCAGCAAAACAGAUCUUUUGAUUUACAAAUACAAAUAUAACAAAAAACAAGGGAAUUAUCCGAGACUGAAGCAUUGCUUGCCUAGGUUCGACUGUUUCUCGACAGACCCGGUAACUCUACGAGCCCAGAAAGCUCAUUUUUGUGGGCCAAGAUUCACUAAAAAAUGAGAUAAUCACAGUUUAAAACUCAAAAAAUUAAAAUAUUCGGAAACCGGAAACAGAUCGAUCAGAUUUUUUAAGCUAAGAUCUGCAAUACCAUUCCUUAAUAUUUGAUUUAAAAAUAUUACUUAAGGCCCGUAAAGUCAACGGAACGUUCGAGAAACAGUUAACCCUAAUGCCAUUAAGUUUCGCAAGAUCUCUCGUGUUUCGUCAAUUUCACCGAAAAAAAAGGAGCGUCGUCACAACAAUACAGCAGUCAGUCAAACGUAGGGCACGUGCAAGGGGAUAAAAUUUAGCCUACUGUGCGCGAAUUUCCCGCUCAAAAUUUCGAUAGAAAAAGGAAGGAAGCAACCGUUGUCAGUGAUCUUCGCAGAGGUCUCGGGUUUAAAUCCCGUACGGGCCUUAAUUUUUAUCAGGUCUUAUUUCCUCUACUACAUAAGUAGGGUUUACUACUGCGAGGAUCGCUUUCAUACAUUUCAUGAAACCGCAGUACACAUAUAUAAUUUUCAUAUAUUCAAAUGUAUUGGUCACCAGUUCAUUUCGAUCUUGCCAUAAUGAUAUCACUGUUGUGAGGUGAAUUGAAAGUUGUUGUUUUGAGACUUUUCUAGUUAAGCCUUUUGUUUUGUUAAUCCUUGCCUGUUGCGCCUCUGCGUUGUUUUGGUAGAAUAUGUUUUUUUGGGCUCAGCUCACGGAUUUCUUUGUUACCGUGUUAGACAUUUAGACAAUUAGACAGUUUCACAGGUGGUCGUGUUUGCGUUGGUAAAGCUGACCUUGAGUUCUACCCACACUGAAGCUCCAGUUUGUGUGCGCAAUUCUUGUGCGCAGCUGUUAGCGUUCAAUUGGUUUGUGUGCGCAAUUCCUGUGCGCAGCUGUUAACGUUUAAUUGGUUCCUUGAUGCUCGCCAAGCACUUCGGAGCGGGCCAACCAGUUUCCCCCUUUUUGUAAAAUAAACGGAUACACUGUGGAAACUCACACGGUCAGCUAACCCAAACACGUCUACGGUUUUCCUACUUAAAGCGUUACUACCUCGCGCAUGAUAAUUAGACGCGUAGAGCAUUAGAUGCACAGAGUAUGAGAUGCAUAAAGCGUUGCUGUGGUAGCUCUCCAGAAGAGAAUAAAAGAAGAAAAGUACAGAGUCUUAACACCUCUCGUUAAUUCAGCCGAGCGAGCCGUAAAACCCCCCAACAAAUUUUGUGGAGGACCCGAAUUUGGUAGAAGAUCCGGAUUUUCUCCAGCGGUCAAGAAAUCAUCGGGGUUGUGAGUGAAACUUUGUUUCUGGUAGCAUGCCUUUCCGUUGCAAGCUAGUUUAACUUUGUAAAUCUCAGUAUUUUUCUUUCAAUAAUGAUCGAGUUUGCAUAGAGUGUGAUUUAUAUUAGUAUUUGAGGUCUCGGGUUUAAAUCCCGUACGGGCCUUAAUUUUUAUCAGGUCUUAUUUCCUCUACCAGGAUUUAUUACUGCGAGGAUCGCUUUCAUACAUUUCAUGAAACCGCACUACACAUAUAUAAUUUUCAUAUAUUCAAAUGUAUUGGUCACCAGUUCAUUUCGAUCUUGCCAUAAUGAUAUCACGUUGAAAAAUUUUGGGCGUAAUUUCCUGAGACACUUAUUUAUUGUACCGCACUGCAAAAUAGUUUCAUUCUUCCAAAUAAAGCACAUUAACAUUUAAACUUUAUUGGGGUGAUGGGAAUCACAUUCCAAUUGAUCAAACGGAUUGUCAUAUUUCUAGAGCAAGGCUAUCUUAAUAAGGCAAGGCUAUCUUAAUAAGGCAAGGCUAUCUUAAUAAGGCAAGGCUAUCUUAAUAAGGUAAGAAAAAUUAGUUUGAAAAAGUGUUGUUUUUUUUUUCAGUACUUGCACAAUAAAGCAAAACUUUCAUUUUCUUACC